CAAGCAUGCUGCACACAGGAGCAUCUGAGUUCUCCUGAAGUUCUCCUUCAAAGAGAGCAACAGUCAGUAUGUCAGUACUCUGAGGAUGUUUGUCUACAGAGGUUGAAUUGACAUGAAUUCAUCUUUGAUCAGUUUUUAUCUUCACAUUCCUCCCUCUGCUUCUCCAGCAGCAAGAUCUUUUAUUCAAUUAUGAUGCUCUGCAACAUGAAGACGUGUCUGACUUUGCUAUGGGGAGUACCUCUUUUGUUUUCUGUGGAGACAAAGAAUGCUUCCAUCCCAGAAACACAUAGUAGCAACACAAUCACUGAACCAAACAGGACAACCCACGAGCUAACCAGUUCACACUUAUUACACAGUGAAACAGCGACUCAGCCUGCAAGCUGGGAUCCAACCCACAAACCUGCAGAGGUUAGUGUUGCUGCAACAGCAGAAACCCCUGUGUCACCCACAGUGGAGACUCAAGAGACAACAGUGAGAAGCAAAAGUAACAGCUCAAACAGCAGCACAGCUGGUCUGGGUGCUGUGAACACUGUAGCAGCAACUGUGAGCAGCGCAGGUCCACGACUGCUUCAUGCCAUCACAACUGCAAGUGAAACGCAACCUUCCCACAAUACAGAGGUGUCAGAAACAGCAAGACCUACAGGGGACCAACAAUCACCCACCACUUCUACUAACAUCACUGCUCCUGCAGCAAUUUUUGCAGCAUCUUCAGCAACUGUGUCUUCACCAAAACCCACAUCCAUCACUGAACCUGAAGUUACAUCUGCGUUAUCUUCUACCUCUUCUAAUAAUUUGACUCAGGUUCCGCACUUCAUACAGAACCUCAACACGACCACGGUGACAACAAACCCUACCUCUGAGGCAGCACCUACGACUGACCCCACUUCUUUACCUGUCAUAAUAACUGAGACAUCCACCACCAGCACUGAGCUUUCAUCUAUAUUUCACCCUAUUUCUGGCACAAGAAGCCACAUCUCCACAUCACAGUUUCCUAACACAAAAGGGUCGAAUUCUGACACUGAGUCGUCCGCUAUCUCAGUCUCAACUGAUUCUUCCAGCUCCGCCACCUCCAUCUCCGCCAGUCCUCCAGGAAUCUUGAACCCUCGUGGUCCCAAAACAUCACCAGUUCCAACAGCCAAAUCAACCACAGGAACUACAACUACAGCAGCACCUUGUGAAGUCUCAAGGAGCCCAACCAGUACUGAGGGCCAGCUCUGCUCCACCAGGGGCGUGGUGAAGCACUGCCUCAUUGUCAUCGCUUCGCUUGCAGGGUUAGCCACCAUUUUCAUGGUUUCUACCAUUGUCCUCUGUGCCAAGCUGUCAUCAAGGAAGUAUAAGCUCAAGAAACCUCAGCAGGCCACUGAGAUGAUGUGCAUCUCUGCCCUGCUGCCCGAGAGGAAUUACUCUUAUGCAAGGCAACGCAAUCCAGUUACUAACGGAGUCCGGGUGAUCCUCACUGGUGAAGACAGUGAUGAGGAAGGAGGAGAUAACCUCACGCUCAGCAGCUUUCUUCCAGAAAGUGACCGUAUUGUUUAGAUGGAUUUAUUAAUACUGACAAGUUUUCAGACCUCAAACUGGACUGAUAUGUCUGAUGUCAGUGAUGUGGAAACAGUUGUUUGAAUAAACUAAUGCUUCCUCUUUGAUAUUGAUAGGUUAGCUUCGGUGCACAAGCUAUUUCUGUGCAGGAAGAGACACAGAAACCACACAAACAUAAUGGUAUUUGGCAUUUGUUGAGGUCAGGACAUCAAAUGUAUAUUUUAAGCAAAAAUAAAGACAUUUUGCAUAACUGUACUCCUUCUUACCACUGGAAAUGUAAGUCAGGAUGAGGACACUGAUCAAAGAUUAUUUUUUUUAACAUCCUGAGCUGAGCCCUGAUGGUGUUUCACUUAGCAACGGGAGACAGGAAGGCUUGUUUUGUCAAGGGAUUACUGUUCUUUGCAGACACUGUUCAGCUUAUAAAUGCUAUUCUGGAAGCUAAUUGUAUAAAUGGAGUAUUUUGAUUGAUAAUAAACUUUGUCACUAGUUAGUGUAUGUGGGUGUAGAGAUGCUUUGUUUCCAUAUCUGGGUAAUUUCUUUAACAAAUGUAUUAUUUAACAUUAUGCUUUUUUUUUUUACAGGUUUGUUAUUGCUUCAUAAUUUCUUGCAGCUUUCUUAGAAAGAUCGAUGCCACAAACACAAUAUUCAGAGACCUUUAAUUAGUUGUGUUGAUUUUAAAAGCAGUCCUUGAAUGACCUGCUCCAUUUAAACCAAAGAAAACAUUUACUCAAAAGCAGCUUAGGUUUCACUUGUUUGGCAUUUAAUUAGAAUUGAUUGAUUGUUUAACAAUCACAUGGUGUAUUUUACCUAUAAUUUCU
This is a messenger RNA of Monopterus albus (swamp eel), 2354 nucleotides long. Its product is annotated as cell wall protein DAN4. NCBI's taxonomy places the organism in Eukaryota, Metazoa, Chordata, Actinopteri, Synbranchiformes, Synbranchidae. The record is from RefSeq and is a predicted model, not a curated record. Gene Ontology annotation, cellular component: plasma membrane. Gene Ontology annotation, biological process: leukocyte tethering or rolling. The coding region runs from base 190 to 1536 and encodes 448 amino acids. The transcript is spliced from 3 exons.